Messenger RNA from Macadamia integrifolia, 1890 nucleotides. RefSeq lists its product as uncharacterized. NCBI's taxonomy places the organism in Eukaryota, Viridiplantae, Streptophyta, Magnoliopsida, Proteales, Proteaceae. The transcript has 4 exons. The record is from RefSeq and is a predicted model, not a curated record. Bases 251 to 1777 code for a protein of 508 amino acids.
CCCGUCAGUUCCAAAGACGAAUAAACGGUUUGAAACGUCAACGAACCCAUUUCUUCUCUUCCCCUUCUCCCGCCUUAUUUGCUAACUUCGACUCCUUUGCUGCUCUGUUUUUGUUUCCGCGUCCCCUGUUUUUUAAUUUUAUCUAAUCCCCUCUGUAUUGUCAUCUGAAGCUGAUCCAGAAAUAACCCAUUUCGCUGUUGAUUAACAAAGAUAUAGGAAAGAGGAGCUUGAGAAUUAGAAAAAAAAAACCAUGGUUCAGGGACCUGCGUCUCAGAAGAAUCGCUUCUGGGUGGAUGAAAAAGGUAGACGUGGUCAGCUCAACAAUUUGGAUGGACUUCAGAUUUCUCUAUCUAGUUCUUUCAAUGGCAAUGAGGAGAUUGCUAAGGGAUUUGAAGGCUCCGAAGCCAAUUUUAAGCGUAUUAAAUUAAUGGGUUCCCAUCAACAGGUUGAAGUGAAAAAUGUUUUGGAAGAAUCCAGUCCUCUUGGCUUAACACUCAGGAAGACUCCAUCUUUUCUAGACCUCAUAGAGAUGAAGCUGUCUCGGGGAAGGAAUCUUAGUCGAGGCGACGUAGAUUUCAAUAUGGGAAAGGUGAAGAGCGAAGAUUUUUCCGCCCAACCUAUUGCAGAGAAACUGAAAGCUUCCAAUUUCCCUGCAAAUUUGCUUAGAAUCGGCACCUGGGAAAGAGUGUCUAUACACAAAGGCGACUUGGUUGCUAAGUGUUACUACGCAAAGCAUAAACUCGUUUGGGAAGUGUUGGAGUGUGGAUUGAAGAGUAAGAUCGAGAUCCAAUGGUCAGACAUUUCUGCCAUUAGAGCAAUUUUCCAAGAUAACGAAGCUGACAUUCUAGAAAUCGAGUUAAGCCGUGCACCAAUGUUCUUUAGAGAGACAGACCCUCAACCCAGAAAGCACACUCUUUGGCAAACUACAUCGGAUUUCACAGGAGGUCAGGCCCCCAUAUACAGGCAGCACUAUGUCCAAUUCCCUGGAGGAACCUUUGAGAAACACUAUGAGAAGCUCUUACAAUGUGACAAACGGUUGUUCAUGUUGAGCAAAAAGCCUUUCCCUACACAAAACUCCCCAUAUUUCUACUCAAAUCUCUAUGAGUACCCGGCCUUCUCUUUCGGCUUCAAUGGCUAUCAACCAAGUUCACACUUUCCCCAUUUGAGUGUUCCUAGCUCUAAUGCAAUGCCUCUGCAACAACUUCGGAAUUUCGAAACUAUCAAACUUUCCCUUACUGUCAAUGACCAAAAUCUCUGCAAUAGAGAGGGAGAACAAGUUGGAGAACUACCCUUGAUUGCUUCCACAAGAAGAGACAUUCAAUUGCCUUGUGGAGAUGAUUUAGUGAAUAACCAUCCUCCUCCAAACAAUUUAUUACUAAACAAAAUCGCCGAUCAUUUGCUAAACGAUCCAUUUGCAUCGGUAUGCUCUGAUGAGCAAAGAAUUUUGGCCAAGGUGAAGUCUAUGUGUAACCUUCUUGACAUGUCAAGGGAACCAAUCCCGACGGGGAAUUUGAACAAACAUCUAGACAUUGAUAUGAAAUGCAAAGCAUAUGGAGGCCAAGAUUACAAGACAAAUAAUCACAAUAUGCUUAGAAACAUGGAGCAAUCAACUGGUGGCAGUGACUCUACUAAACAAGGUUGCAAUGAAAAUACAUUGAUGAAUCUCACAAGAAGCCCAUCGUCUCCAUAUUUCUCUGUGGAUCCUGUAAUGGAAGACGCUGGUUGUGUUUAUAAUCAUCCUACCAAUGGUGACAAGAUUAGGGUGAUGGGAUUGUAAAUUGAUUUUGUUUUUUAUAUUUUAAUUUUCGUUGGUUUGGAGGUAGGGAGCAUAAGUAGAUCAUCAUCAUCAUCAUUUUUUGUAGAAAUUGAAACUAUAAAUGUUUAUCAGGA